Molecule: messenger RNA, 474 nt
Organism: Anthostomella pinea
Lineage: Eukaryota; Fungi; Ascomycota; Sordariomycetes; Xylariales; Xylariaceae
Source: the annotation of a GenBank genome assembly
AUGGCAAUAGCCCGUUUUGUGAAAUGCGCAAACCUUUUCCAAGCAAAUGUCCUUGUCUUUCUUGCUUGGUUCGUCGCCAUCGAUCAGCUCGAGGAGAAAGCCGAUAGGUUUCCCUUCUUCCGUAACCAGUGCCAGAAAACCGGGACCGAUAGACUUGCAUUAUACCUCCCUGUAGACGCCAACCUUGCCCUUGAAACAGUCUUCGUACAUUUGCAUCUUGUACAGUACUUUGCCGAACACCGGGGCCCGAGCUUGCCAGUCUUCGGUGACGCAUCGCGACCCUGGAAGCCCGUUGACCGCUACGCCGUCGGUAAGCUGCUAGGCCACCUGUUCAUCAUAGAGCUGGAGCACCACCUUGAUGAUGCCGAGGUCAUCGCCAGCCUCGUCGAUCUGGACGUGAUUGAUCCGGGCGGCAAAUCAGUGGAUUCAAGGAUGAAUAGGUCGACGCAGAAUGCUUCAGUGGAAACGCUCUGA